Messenger RNA from Haliotis rufescens (red abalone), 1901 nucleotides. RefSeq lists its product as uncharacterized. The record is from RefSeq and is a predicted model, not a curated record. NCBI's taxonomy places the organism in Eukaryota, Metazoa, Mollusca, Gastropoda, Lepetellida, Haliotidae. The coding region runs from base 164 to 1084 and encodes 306 amino acids. The transcript is spliced from 2 exons.
GUGGGGUGAGGGCCCAGCUAUCAACCACACACUUUAUGCAGCUUCAUAUUCCUUUACAGCCUAUAGCAGGUCUGGGGCCAGCAUGUCACGGUGACCUAGAUGCAACGCCGUGUAACGAGAACAGGCGAUUUCUUGCGACUACAGCACUCAAGAACUGGUCACCAUGAUCUGUGGCGGUGAAUCAAAGGUUGAGGACAUCUCCCCAAUUUUAGACGUACAAAAAAAGAUACAGGACUGGGCAUGGGAUCAAUUCGUCGACAAAGCAACUUUUUGGAGAAAACACUUCAUCAGAAGAAAAGAUUACGAUGUUGAUGUCCCAAUGAACUAUUACCAGUUUGAAGACCUGGCUACUAAGCUUGAAGACACGAAAUCCAAAUCCGAAGCUGCGCCAAGGCCUAAGCAUGGGGACCAGCUUCCUAACACAUCCAUCCUAUCCACAGACUAUCAGAAUGACACCAACAGGGAUCAGAUCUAUAAAUUCAGGAUGGAACGGGCAAGAACAGCCUCAGUGAACGUCACAUUCCAGACAGGAUUUUCCAUCGGGGGCUCGGCAAACUUUUCUAUUGGAGUUGCAGAGGCAGGACUGGAAACACGUCUCGAGAUCUCUAAAACUACCGGUCAGACGUUUGAAGAAACGCUGACAUUUGAAACGACCAGUGAUAUCAACGUUGAAGCUAACACUUACUGCACUGCGCAAGUAGUAUUCACAGAAAAGGAAAUUUGUAAAAAGUUCAGGGUUGAGACGAUCAUGAGGAUGCCGUCAGGAUCUGCUCCGGUGUUCAUCCGACGAAAGAAGGAUCAGGAGCUAGUUUCUUCCUUUUCAAUUGGAGACCUUCAGCAAAUCUUUGAGAAGCAAAUACAAAAGAAGCAGAUUGAAGUUGUGGAUGAGACAGAGAGGGGAGACGAGUACAAGAAGUACGCCAUGAAGUUGACCACUACAGGAAUCAUCGAGGGCAUGAAACUAUCGGGACAAACAGUUAAGCUGCAUUCUGAAGCCAUCGACAAGAAUAAGAGGCCUAAGAAGCAGACCGACAGUCAGGUCUUAGCAGACCACUUGUCGCGUCAAGAUACUCAUAAGCUUUAGGGCUGAACAAUUCACAAAUGUUUUUCAUGGUUACAACAGCAAUAGAAAAGAUUACGAUGUUGAUGUCCCAACGAACUAUUACCAGUUUGAAGACCUGGAUACUAUGCUUGAAGACACGAAAUCUAAAUCCGAAGCUGCGCCAAGACCUAAGCAUGGGGACCAACUUCCUAACACAUCCAUCCUUAGAAGCAGAGCGACAGUCAGGUCUUAGCACGCCACAUGUCACGUCAAGAUACUGAUAAGCGUCAGGGCUGAACAAUUCACAAAUGGUUUUCAUGGUUACAAUAGCCUUUUUUUAGUUGCCUGUUACAUUUCACCCCCCACUUAAACCAUGCAUUUACAUUAUUUUUUCCAGUUAGCAAAGGUACGAAUGGCUGCAUACUGUCAUGUGAAUACCAUUGAUUGCCUCCGAAUUCAACAGUCCAAUUUGUUGGCAUGUUGAAUCAAAGCUAGUUGCACAGGUGUAAAUGCUUCAUAAGAGGCUAUCGAGGCUUAGCUACUAGUUAGCCACAAUAUAAAAAUCAUGUAUGAACAUUAACCUAUUCCAAAUAGUUUAUUUCAAACACACGUUUUUUUGCUUUACAAAUAAUAUAUUAUGAUCUGGACUUGUGCCCUACAUGUGCAGCGCUGCAGAAAAGAUAUUGCAUUGCUUUUAUAUGAAGAUUUUAUAUCAUGUCUGUUCAUUUCUAAAACACAGGUGCUUUCCGCUUUUACAUUGAUAUCCUUUUAUAAGCUACUCAAAACAAUACAAUGAAUGAACAAAAAACAUUCAUUCGCUAACAUCUUUUCAUUUGUUACAACAUUAAAAAAUAAAGAA